AAGAUCUCCCACUCCUAUGCCCUCACACCGGCUGACCGGGAAGCCCUUGCGAAGGGCAUUACAUCUCUGCACUGUACCAUGUUCAACACUCCGUCGCUCUUUGUAAAUAUCCUAUUUUCGCCCAUCAAGGACGAAGAAUAUUGGUACGGUGGAAAGCGCAAGACCAACUCGAACCGAAUCUUUGCACAUGUGAGAGGUGGUUCUAGCAGAUCCUCUGAGAGUUUUGCGAAGCUCGCUAAGGAUUUGGAGGCCAUCUGGGAUAAUGUUGUUGGUAAGAAGGAGUCUGAUUUUGGGCCCGGGAACUUCAAGAUCCUGCAGACGGUUUUUAUCAUUCCAGGUAUCACGGCAAGGGAAGAGGGGCUGGCCAUCCCACAGGCUGGAAUGGAGAAGGGCUGGAUUUGGGAGAAUAUUGACUAUUUCAAAGACAGGGCAAGUCGUGGUGAUGGAGACUUCAAAGACUUACUUUCGGAAUUAGAGGCUAGGCCUGAGUUAUUAGUCUGA
Messenger RNA from Clonostachys byssicola, 501 nucleotides. The record is from the annotation of a GenBank genome assembly. NCBI's taxonomy places the organism in Eukaryota, Fungi, Ascomycota, Sordariomycetes, Hypocreales, Bionectriaceae.